This is a messenger RNA of Lasiosphaeria miniovina, 1281 nucleotides long. Its product is annotated as Alpha/beta hydrolase family-domain-containing protein. Bases 1 to 1281 code for a protein of 426 amino acids. NCBI's taxonomy places the organism in Eukaryota, Fungi, Ascomycota, Sordariomycetes, Sordariales, Lasiosphaeriaceae. The record is from RefSeq and is a predicted model, not a curated record. The transcript has 3 exons.
AUGGCCGCAGCGUCGCCGUCGGCCUUUGACGUCCGAGAGCACGUCGUCGAGGCCCAGCACAUCCGCGAAUACCCCCACGGGACCGCCCACUCGCAAGAGGACGUGCUGCACCUCGCCGUAAAGCAGUACAUCCCGCGGAGCAACCCGGAUCCGCAGCCCGGCGACGUGACCAUCAUCGCUUCGCAUGCCAAUGGCUUUGUCAAGGAGUUGUAUGAGCCAUUAUGGGAGGAUCUCGUGCGGGCCCUGGGCCAGCGAGGCGUGCGCGUCCGCGGCAUCUGGAUCGCCGACGUGGCAUGGCAGGGCCAGAGUGGUAUCAUCAACGAUGAGCAUCUCGGCAACGAUCCCUCCUGGACAGACCACGCGCGCGAUCUGCUCCUAAUGGUGAACAAGUUCCGUUCCGCCAUGGUCCGGCCGCUGAUCGGGGUGGGCCACUCGUUCGGGGCCAACAUCAUCGUGAACCUGGCGCUGCUGCACCCGCGGCUGCUGUCGUCGCUAGUACUCCUGGACCCGGUGCUGUCGCACUUCGCGCGCGCGGGCCCCGCGUACGGCUACAUGCCCAUGAAGCAGUCGGCGUACCGGCGGGACCGGUGGCCGUCGCGGGCCGAGGCGGCCGCGGGGUUCCGGCGCAACGCCUUCUACUCGACAUGGGACCCGCGCGCGCUCGAAGCGCUGAUCGAGCACGGCCUGCGCGACGACGGCGGCGACGACGGCCGCGUCACGCUGACCACGUCCAAGCACAUGGAGUGCUUCACCUACUACCGGCCCAAGGCGCAGGGCUACGACGCGGCAACGGGCCAGCGCGUCAUCGAUACCGCCAAGAAACCCGUCGACGCCACUAGCGACUUCGCCAGCAACGGGAACGCCGACUUUGUCUUCUACCGGCCCGAGAGCCCCCUAACGACUGAGCGGCUGCCUAGCCUCCGCCCGGGGGUGCUGUGGGUGUUUGGCGAGCACAGCGGGGUAAACCCGCCUGACGUGCGGCAGGAGAAGAUGGACCUGACGGGAGUCGGGGUUGGGGGCAGCGGCGGUGUUGCCGCAGGACGGGUGCGCCAGGUCAUGCUUGAGGGCUACGGGCAUCUGGUGCCGAUGGAGGCGACGACGCGGUGUGCCGAACAUGCAGCUGAGUUCGUCGCGGCCGAUCUGGCCUUUUGGCGCGACGAGCAGCGCGAGUUCCAGGAGUGGGCAAAAAAGCCUAAAGCCGCCAAGCAAAUGCUCGACGACGACUGGAUGCGCUGGCUUGGCCCCCUCGAGAGGAAGAAACCACAACAACCGAAGUUAUAA